GAGGGUGACUUCCUGUGAGAGUUUCAGAGAGGGUGGGUGAGGGGAAUUGAAUUGGCUGCAAAACAACAUUUUAACAUUAGAAAUGCAUUGACAACCAGUACAUUAUCAGCGUUUUAAUCAGACCAUCAACAUUGCUACCGAAAAACAGGAAGCCACCAGCCUGUUGGGCCCCACGACCCCCAGCAUGAAGAAGCAGCAACAGCAGCAACAGCAGCAGCAGCAGCAGAGUAAGGAAUCUCUGACGGACAAGAUGAAGGGUCUGUUUGGGCUGAGACAAUCGCGCAUCAACACCAGGCAAGCGGAGAGCAGACCCGCUGAGUUCAUCAUCACUCUCGACACCCUAAAGGAGCUGAAUCCUGAGUGUGGACUACACAGCAGAAUCCGAGUCAUUAACCAUAUAUGUGAGCUUGCAAAAUCCAAGAAAUUUGAAGAGAAUGCGGUGGAGGCUGUUUGGAAAGCAGUGGAGGAUUUGCUGCAGCCUGAUCAACCGGUAGAAGCCAGACAUGCAGUGCUUCAGCUGCUCAAAGCUAUCAUCCAGGGCCAGGGUGAAAGGCUUGGGCCUCUUAGAGCUUAUUUCUUUAAGAUCGUCAAGGACUAUCCCUCCAAUGAACACCUUCAUGAAAGACUUGAGGCCUUCAAAGCUCUAACAGAGAAUGGCAAGGACAUCACGUACUUGGAGGAAGACAUUGCUGACUUUGUGCUUCUGUGGAUGGACACUGGUCUGACUGCAGAAUUCCUCCAGGUUCUUGUCAACCUCGUCAAAUUCAACAGCUGCUACCUGGAUCAGAAUGUUUCACAGAUGGUCCAUAAGAUAUGCCUCCUGUGCAACCGGACUACAGCUUCAACAGAUAUAGAGGUUUCUCUGCAAGUGCUGGAUGCUGUGGUUUGUUACAACUGUCUCCCCUCUGACUCCCUGCCUGUUUUUAUCAUCACUCUGUGCCGCACAGUGAAUGUCAAGGAGUUCUGUGAAUCCUGUUGGAAGCUCAUGCGUAAGGUCCUGGGAACUCAUUUAGGACACAGUGCGAUCUAUACCAUGUGCCACAUCAUGGAGGAGAGAGCCUACGUGGAAGAUGCAGCCCUGUUGCGGGGGGCUGUGUUCUUCGUAGGGAUGGCACUGUGGGGGGCUCACCGGCUUUCAACUCUGAAGAACACACCGACGUCCGUGCUGCCGUCAUUCUAUAAGGCCAUGACUUGUACCAAUGCUGUGGUAUCCUUUGAAAUAGUCCUCUCGGUCACAAGAUUGAUAAAGAAGUAUGGGAAGGAGCUGCAGGAUGUCACAUGGGAUAUUCUUCUAAACAUCAUUGAAAAGUUACUUCAGCAGAUUCAGACAUUAGGUAAUCCUGAACUGAAGUUCAUUGUCCAUGAACUGCUGUCCACAGUAGAGGAGCUGUAUGAACAGAAUGGUUACCAUGGCUCCCACGAGAGGUUCUUUGGGCUGAUAGAAACAUUUUCAGAUAAGAGACCUGAAGCCUCUGUCUUGACACUGUUGUCAUUCCGAGCUCAUUCCAUUCACCCAGCAAAAGAUGGCUGGAUUCAGAACCUACAGAGGCUGAUGGAAAAGUUCUUCAGGAAUGAGACCAGGAGUAACAUUCGAAUCAAAGUUCUUGACAUCCUGUCGUUUGUGCUCAGCAUUAACCGGCAGUUAUAUGAGGAGGAGCUGAUUGAGUCGGUGGUGAUUCCCCAGCUCAGCCAGAUUGCUGAUGACAAGCACCUUCAUGUUCGCAGGCUGGCCACACAGCUGCUGGUUGACCUGGCUGAGGGCUGCAAUACUCAUCAUUUCAACAGCCUCCUGGACAUUAUAGAGAAGGUGGUGAACCGGCCGUUGUUUUGCCCUGUUGCUGCUGAGGCAGUAGAUGGGGAGAUCACUUCUGAGUCUCCAAUGGAAGAUGUGAAGACCGCAAUCCUUGGACUUCUGGAGAUACUACAGACCAAACUGUACACCUUGCCAGCCAGCCAUGCCAGCAGAGUCUACGAGCUACUGAUCAGCCACAUCCAGCUACACUACAAGAACAAAUACUCCUCAGCCAUUGCCAGCAGCAUUCGCCUACAGGUUUUUGAUUUCCUCUUGCUCUUGCGUGCUGACUCCCUCCAUCGUUUAGGGAUUCCCAAUAAGGAUGGCGUGGUGAGGUUCAGCCCAUACUGCCUCUGUGAUUUGGGUGAGCAGGAGAAGAGAACAAGUGAAAAGAAACCGCCAGGAACAGUGUCUCCCUCUGCUGGUAGUCCUACUCCAAGCACCCAGACCUCAUCCUUAAUUCGCAUGGGAUACCUCCCCUUCUCGUUGGCUUUUGGGCUACUCUUGCAGUGUUUGAAACUGGAGACCGACUGGAAGGUUGUAAAGCUGGUUCUGGAUAAGCUGCCCGAGUCUCUGCAGUACAAAGUUCUUAUCCUGUCCUCUCCAUGUAGCAUUGACCAGCUGUGCACUAUUCUGUGCGCUAUGUUCACAGAUCGGCUGGUUUCGGAGCGGUCACGCAAAAUCACGGAUAGUUUUCCUCGAACUGAUGCGCAGCUGGGUGUGGUUCCGGUGCUGGCGGCUUUAACCUCGUUCCAUAAUUACCUGGAGCAGGGCAGACAGCGGGAGCUGGUCCAGUGUUUGAUUUGCCGUUGCGGCAGGCAGUGUGUUGUAGCCCUGACAAUGUGCACCAUCGAGAUGCCAGACAUUAUGGUCAAACUGCUUCCUGCCUUGAUUGUGAAACUCACUCACAUUUCUGCCACUGUUGUCAUGGCCUCUCCUAUGUUAGAAUUUCUAUCAACUUUGGUCAGGCUUCCACACCUGUAUGCAAACUUUGUGGCUGAACAGUACGUGAGCGUGUUCGCUCUGUCCUUGCCGUACACAAACCCUUCCAAGUUUAACCAGUAUAUAGUGUCUUUAGCCCAUCAUGUAAUUGCCAUGUGGUUCAUCCGAUGUCGUCUCACAUUUCGGAAGGACUUUGUGCAGUAUAUCACAAAGGGUUUGAGAUCCAAUGCUCUUCUUCCGUUUGAUGAAAGCCAGGAACAGAGCAACUUCCGAGCACGCAGCACCAGUCUCAAUGAGAGGCCCAAGAGUCUGCGGACUGCAAAAUUCACAAAGUCAGGCUUCAGUAACUCCUCCCCAGUUAAAGAGCUGAAAGAUCUCUCCGCUAUCGAUGCCUUCCGCUCCCGCAGCAUCAGCGUAUCCGAGCACGCCGUGCGCAGGAUGCAGACUUCCAUGACCACCAGCAGCCUGGGCUCUGCAGACGAAAGCUCUGUGGCUCAGGCUGACGAUGUUUUGAGGACCGUCCAUCUGGAGCUGACAGAGACCUGUCUGGACAUGAUGGCGAGAUACGUUUUCUCCAACUUCUCCACCCUGCCCAAGAGGUCCCCUGUUGCUGAGUUCUUACUGGCUGGAGGAAGAAGCAUGACCUGGCUAGUUGGAAACAAGCUGGUUACCAUAACAACCAGCAGUGGAGCUAGGACCCGAUCCCUGCUCGGCCUUGAUUUGACAGAACGUCAGAGUUUGGGAGAAAUGACAAGAUCCGACCCUUCUCUUCACACGAGACUAACCAAAGAAGCUCCUGCUAAAUUGGAAUCCCAGGCAGACCAGCAAAUCGGCAAGACGACCCGCAUCCGAGUACGAUCCAUGUCAGGUGGGCACGCCCUUCGUGCUGGCACUGCGCAGAGCUUGAGUCCACUGGUGUCCCCUUCCGACAGUGAAUUCUAUGACCCCCCUUCCCAGUCUGUUGAGGUUUCGGAGAACUCGGCAAGAUUCAAGCUGGAGCCCCCAGGAACGCAGCCCUCUCUCCAGAAGGAGAAGCCGAGCCUGGGGGAGUAUGCGCCCCUGCUCACGCAGGGCUGGGCAGAGAUCUUCAUCCGCAGACCCUCGGGUAACACGAGUUGGUUGAUGUGCUUGGAGAACCCUCCAAGCCCUUUUUCAUCAGAGAUCGGAAGCAUGCCCCUGCAGGAGCUCUCUAAUAUCCUGAUGGCUGUGGAAAGGACCAAGAAGCCCAGGGCAUCUGAAGUCUUGAAAUCAAACUCGGAGCCAGGUUCAAGCCAGGCCUAUGUGGCACAGAAACCAUGUGCACUGCAGCGGUCGAACACAGAUUCGGUGGUGGUUGUGGAGAAAGGGAGCAGGCUGUGCUCUCGGCCAAAGGAGAGAGUUUCACCGACGGGUUUCCAGGACCGUGAGGAGUUUGAAACAAUGCAACCAGAGCCCAUUUUCAUGGGAGACAAAUUCAGCAAACCCCAGGAAGCCUACAGCAGGUCUUCGUCCAGCUCAAGCCAGGAAGAUGAUAAAAGCACUCCUCUAGAAUAUGUCGGAGGGGGUGCCAUCCCUAUUGAGAAAGGAAUCUUUCACGCUGCCGGAGACCCCAUGGAAGAGGAGGAGGAGGAUGAUGAUCUUUCUUUCCAGCAUUCCCAAACCCUCAACAAAUCCAGCUCGUCCCCAGAGCUUCAGACUCUGCAGGAGGCCUUCAAAGAUGCUCUGAACAAGGAAGAAACCCCUGCAGGCAAACUCAGCAUUGAAGCAGAACCAGGGCCCACUGACGUAAAUAGCCAGUUGGAAGCAGCAGCAGGAGGAGGAGAUGGAGGUGCUGCUGCAGUUGGUGUUGGUGGUGGUGCCGGGGCAGGUGCUGCUGCUGGUGCUGGGGCCAUGCCCAGGUCCAGGUUGGAGUUUCCAGCCCCGCAGUCGACUCUUGUCUCCCCAAGCGGCCACCGACCCCGCGGACACACAAUCUCAGGUUCUGCCCCGUCGCAUCGGGAGAGGAAGAUGGAUCACGAUUCCUACCACAGAGGAGCUGCUUCCAACUCUGAGAAGAUGUCUGGGAUCAGUCCGAGCUUUGUGUUUCUUCAGCUCUACCAUUCUCCUUUCUUUGGAAAUGAAUCCAACAAACCUUUACUGCUGCCCAAGUCCCAGCUCAUGGACAGAACUGUUAAAGUUCUGGAUCAAAUGCCUCCCUAUGACACCCACAAGAUUGGAGUCGUGUAUGUUGGAGAAGGGCAGAUCAAUAAUGAAGUUGCCAUCUUAUCAAAUGAGUAUGGAUCCUACAGGUAUGCCCAGUUUCUGACUGGGCUUGGCAAGUUGAUCCAUCUGAAAGACUGUGACCCUGAUCAGAUAUUCCUUGGCGGUCUGGACCAGUAUGGUGACGAUGGGGAGUUCACAUACUGCUGGCACGAUGACAUCAUGCAGGCCAUAUUUCACAUCGCCACACUGAUGCCGAACCGGGAGUCCGAUAAGGGCUGCUGCAACAAGAAGAGGCACAUCGGGAAUGAUUUUGUCAUCAUCGUUUACAGCGAUGCGGGAGAGGAAUACAAACUCGGAACAAUCAAGGGUCAGUUUAACUUUGUUGAAGUUAUAAUCAAGCCCUUGGAUUAUGAGAGCAAUCUCGUUACUCUUCAGUGCCGUAAAGAUUUAGAAGGACUCGUUGAUACAAGUGUGGCUAAGAUCGUGUCAGACAAAAACUUAGCUCUACUGGUACGACAGAUGGCCCUGCAUGCUAAUAUGGCUUCCCUGGUUCAUCAAUACAAAUCGAACCCUUGCGAUGCCUAUGCCUCAAAGUGGCUCGCAAGACUGCGACACAUCAAGAAGCUGCGGACACGGGCCCAACAGGAGAUGCAAUCACGCCAAACCACCGGGAUCUCCCUGAACCAGGCCCACACCCCGAUGCAGAACAAGAGCUCCCUCCAACAGGCAGGGGCCUCGGGGGCGGAGCCAGGACAGAGGAAGCACCUGGUCUCCACGGUGGAUGACUUCACUGACUUUGUUUGAUGCACCUGAGCAUAGCAAGCUGGCUUAUUUGCUGUAUCGCCAUACAUAUAAAUUUAUUUUUCUUUCUAGAAUAGAAUUGACAAAAAAAAAAAACUAAAACUAUUCCGAAAUCACUGUUUUAUGUGGUUGUUUCGUGAUCGGAAUAUUUUGCUUACCAUUGAGAGUUUUUAAUAUGACUGAUUUUGUGUUUCUGUGCACUCACAACCUCCACAGAAACUGUCAGUCAGAUAAAAAAAAAUGGUAUUUUAAGUCAUAUUUAUCAGAUUUAAAAGACCAUAAUUGUGUCAAUAUUUACAUUACCCAGUGACCUUCAGUGUUAUUUCAAUAUCUGUGACAAGAUUUUGCUUUUUAGUGCAUAAAAAAUGCUGAGUGUGUGGAAAAAUGGGUGAUGCCUACUGAUUUUGAUGAUUUUUACAGAUAGUUUUGCAUUAUACCUAUAGAUUCUCAAAUGAAAUUUUCAGCAGGAUUUGAUUUUUCCAAAAUUGGUUUUGUAUUUCUGUUAACUUCCAGAAGAUUUUGUAAAAGGUAUUCUAGCAGAUUGUUAGAUAUAUCGGGAGUUUUUAAAAUGUCCAAUCUUGGGUUUACCUAGAAAAAUUUGGGGAUGUGCUAGAUUUUAAAUUUUAAAUAGUCUGUCCCGAACUAGCCUGGUUCCAGUUAGACUGAUCAAAUAGUCAGUUUUCUACUGGUGUUACAAAAUGGCUACGAAUUUAAUCUGUAAAAGGCCCCAGUAGUACAGGUUUAAAUGAUAAUAAAUAAGUUUUGGGGGUGAAUAUUUUUAUUAUUUUUUUAAUGUCUGCAAAUGUGUGAAGUGAAUGAGUGGACUGUCCCUCACAUGACGACUGGUUUUUAAUUCUCUCUAAUGACAUGCAUUCUGCAAUAUAGAGCCACUUCCUCUCCUUUUUGCAAAAGUUUAUUAAUUGAUCGAGGUGCUCGGUUGGCAGGUGCUUCAUUAUCCAUCGCUGUGUAAGAUACCUGUAAUUAUGGCGAGUGUUUCUAGUAUUUCAUUAUUUAUUGUCCAGCCCCUAUGUAUUGUCUGUUCAAGGUAUACAGUGGAUACUAGAAGGGUGCCUCACAACAUCAUGAAAGAUUAAAAAUGACCUUAAUGCAGUGUUAAAUCCUGAAUCUGUUUGAGAAACCUUAAAUAAUUCAAGCUCCUCUUCUUAUAAUAUCUGACCAUCUAAUUUAUUGACCAGUGUGCUAGUAGCAAUGCAACGUCCAGUUAAUCGGUGAUAUACCAUGCAUUUAAUUGAAUUAUUUAUGACUGUGGUUAUAACAUUGGUAAGGUGUCUUGGCUUGAGUUUUUACUGUAUGUUACUGAAUGAUUCUGAUAUUUUGCUGUACAGUCUCAAUGGUCUUUUUUUGAUGUCCAUGUAAGCAGGAGUGGUCCUGGAGAGCCACAAUCCAGCAUGUUUUAUAGGUAAACCUUAAUCAUUAGUUUCUAAAGAAUAAUUUUGUUCCAAAUUAUCUUGGUUAUUUAAUUGAAAAUAUUACCUGCUUAACCAGUCAAAAUGAAAUUGUUCCAAGUCUUUAGAAAGUGGUGAUUUUAAGGGUUCCCUUGAGAAGCUGCUGGAUUGUGGCUCUCCAGGACCAGCAUUGGCCACCCCUGAUCUAUAACUUCUGGAGAAAAACACUGGCUGGCAUGAAUUGACAUUAGAAAUAUCCAAUACGAAAGAAGUGGGUCGAGUGGUUGUAUUGAGCUCUGCUAAACUUAUAUUGGAAGAGUUGUCGGAAAAUACUAGGAAACGAAAACAUUAAAAUUGUAAACCGAAGAAAAAUAAAAGUUUGCGUUUUA
Molecule: messenger RNA, 7511 nt
Organism: Acipenser ruthenus (sterlet)
Lineage: Eukaryota; Metazoa; Chordata; Actinopteri; Acipenseriformes; Acipenseridae
Product: tuberin-like
Exons: 41
Coding region: 185-5719 (1844 amino acids)
Biological process (GO): negative regulation of TOR signaling; regulation of cell cycle; negative regulation of insulin receptor signaling pathway
Cellular component (GO): nucleus; cytoplasm; TSC1-TSC2 complex
Molecular function (GO): GTPase activator activity
Source: RefSeq, a predicted model, not a curated record